UUAAUCUUUCGGCUUGGAGGUUCUCUCGCCUCUUUCUCCAUUCUUAAUUAUCAAAUCUGUUCUAUCGAUCUCUCUCUGCAACAGAGGGAGGGGAUUUUUGAAACAACCCUAACGACGUCGUCCGAGAUAGGCGGAUAGCCCGAGAGUUUUCCGAAUGGAUACUAAAGCUUUGGCGAAGUCAAAGAGAGCUCACUCUCAACACCACAGUAAAACUAAAAGACCUCAUCCGAAUCAAACAUCAAAAGUCGCUUCGGUCGCUGCCACUGCUUCAGCAAAAAAUGAGAAGAAUCCGUCUGGGAAGCAAACGAAGGAGAAAACUCGGCAAUUUCAUGGUUCUUCUACUUCUGCACUGCCUUCGAAUUGGGAUCGCUACGAUGAAGAGUUUGAUUCAGGACCAGAAGAUCUGUCGCUUAAUACUACCAGCCGAGCCAGUGAUGUUGUUACCCCGAAGAGUAAAGGGGCUGACUAUAGUUACUUAAUUUCCCUGGCUGAAUCACAGUUACAGUCACAAAAUAAUUCCAACUUGGACGGCUCUGCGUUUUUUGAUGAUUCUUUGCAAGACUUAAAUCAGGGAGGGAGCUCUAUGCUUUCUGUCAGGGGAAACAGAAUUCUGUCAUGGAUUGGAGACGAUGAUUUUAUUGUUGAUGAAAAUGUAACCACAAGUUAUGAGGCAUCAUUUCUCUCCAUGGAUCUGCAUGCCCUUGCAGGACAACUUGAAAAAGUAGAUAUUUCAAAAAGGCUCUUCAUUGAAGCAGACCUGUUACCGCCAGAGCUGAACUCUGAGUCGGAGGGAAGGAAUCGGAUGGAAUCUGACCACUGUGAAACAAUCUGUGUAAGUGAAGUAGCUGAACACAUAUCAGAUAAAUUGUACCAUGAACGAGCUGACAGGGAAAUGAUUGUGGAUUACAAGAAUGAUGCACCUUCUGCCACAUCUAGCAGUGAGCAUCCUGGUCCAGUGGUGACCCAUGAAGGGGCAUUACUAGUAAACCCAGCUAAGAUUGAUUCAAGGAGAUCAGAAAAAACAGAUAUGACUGAAAUUGCAGGGUCCAUAUCUCAGUCGAAUUUAAGUUAUUUUACAGACUCGGACAAGAAGUCACCAAUGUUUGCGGCAGCAGCAGCAGCAGAGGCAGAGCUUGAUUUGCUUCUUGAUUCAUUUGGUGAAUCUAAGUUCCUUGAUUCCUCUGGCCUCCAUAAGGAGACCGACAAUAGUUUCCGGGUUGUGGGACUGGAAUCUUCUACAUCCUCACCUGGUCUCACUCCAGUACAAGCCCAAGUUGUGUCGAAAAGUGUACCUGUGACUGUCAAUCUGGAUGAUGCAAUUGACGACCUGCUAUGGGGAGCAUCCAAUCCUAAAAACGAAGGCGACAGGUCGAACCACCAAGGAGACAAGGCAGUCCCUCCAGAUCUGCCUUCGACAACCAUGGGUUCUGGGUCUAAUUCUAAAGUUUUGGCUGAUUUUGAUUCAUGGUUGGAUACAAUUUAAAAGGCUUUAAAUUUAAUUCUGUAAACCUCAAUUGUGAAUACUUAAAUUGUUCCAUUUCAUUUUUAGUGUACCACAAUCUGUUGGCAGACA
Macadamia integrifolia is the source of this 1573-nucleotide messenger RNA. RefSeq lists its product as uncharacterized. The record is from RefSeq and is a predicted model, not a curated record. The transcript has 4 exons. NCBI's taxonomy places the organism in Eukaryota, Viridiplantae, Streptophyta, Magnoliopsida, Proteales, Proteaceae. Bases 155 to 1483 code for a protein of 442 amino acids.